This is a messenger RNA of Drosophila montana, 1029 nucleotides long. RefSeq names its product Tumor necrosis factor alpha-induced protein 8-like protein sigmar (gene sigmar). The transcript has 4 exons. Gene Ontology annotation, cellular component: cytoplasm. Lineage: Eukaryota; Metazoa; Arthropoda; Insecta; Diptera; Drosophilidae. The coding region runs from base 229 to 864 and encodes 211 amino acids. The record is from RefSeq and is a predicted model, not a curated record. Gene Ontology annotation, biological process: regulation of apoptotic process.
UAUUUUGCGUCGUUUUGUUUGCUGCACAGCACUUUCGGGUUUUUGUUUUCUUCGUUGUUUUUAAGUCCUUGUCAAAUGUAACACUGCACUCAACUUUGGCCAUUUCUAAUCGCUAUCAAAUUUAGAAUUUAUUAAAUAUUUCUGCCCGCUGCACACCCGCAACAACUAAACGAAUUUCUCAAGGAUUUCUAGGACUGCACAACGAAGGCAAACAGAGACAACAACAAAAUGUCCGUCGCAGGCUUAAGACAGAGCCUAUUGCUCUGGAGCGUUGACUACUGGAAUCUGGAAGCUGUAAUGGCGGACAAUGUGUUCAAGUCGCACGAUAUUGGGUUACGCGCUCAAAAGAAAAUACUCUCACGCAUGGCAACGAAAAAUAUUGCGAAAACCUUUAUUGACGGCACAACGGCCUCGCUGCUGGAUAAUCUCUACAAGCUCUGCAAGCUGCAUACGGGCAACAAGGCGCGCGCCGAGAAACUGAUUAAAAAUAUUAUCAAAAUUGUUAUUAAAAUUGGCGUUCUGCAUCGCAAUAAUCAGUUUAGCUCGGAGGAAUUGCAAAAUGCGGAGAAUUUUAAGCGCAAAUUUCAGAACACACAACUGUCCAUCAUAUCGUUCUACGAGGUGGACUUCACCUUCGAUCUGGCAUAUCUGCAAAAGUCCAUACAGGAAUCGCGUGUGGCACUCAAGUCGAUUGUGCAGCCGCAUUUAACGGACAAGUCCAUUGGCCGCAUCGACGAGGUGUUUGAUUUCUUUGGCGAUGCGGCCCUGCUGGAGCUGGCAUUCAAACCGGACUCGCCAUAUCGCGAGGUGAUGGGCAAAAUUGUGGCCGACAUCAACUCGGCCAUGGAAACGGGUGACAUAUGAGCGGCAGUCAUGCUGCAAGCUAUUGAAAAAGGGGCUAUUAUCAAACCAAAAACAAACCAACAACAACAACAAUAACAACUACAACAACAUGAGAUACUAACAACUAGUUAAAAGGCCUACAAAGUCCACCAAAUAGAAAGUAACGUAGCGCGGCAUAAAAGACAA